Messenger RNA from Chelonia mydas (Green sea turtle), 4535 nucleotides. RefSeq names its product 26S proteasome non-ATPase regulatory subunit 4. The transcript has 16 exons. Gene Ontology annotation, cellular component: proteasome regulatory particle, base subcomplex; nucleus; cytosol. Gene Ontology annotation, molecular function: phosphatidylinositol kinase activity; polyubiquitin modification-dependent protein binding. The coding region runs from base 45 to 1784 and encodes 579 amino acids. The record is from RefSeq and is a predicted model, not a curated record. Gene Ontology annotation, biological process: proteasome-mediated ubiquitin-dependent protein catabolic process; phosphatidylinositol metabolic process. NCBI's taxonomy places the organism in Eukaryota, Metazoa, Chordata, Testudines, Cheloniidae.
GGGAGGAGCUGCCGGCGGCCAGUGGAGCAGGGAGAAGCUCCAAGAUGGCGUCGGCCGGCCCCGAGUCUGGGGGCAGCAGCAGCAGCAGCGCCGGCAUCGCGGGAUCAGCAACCUUCAAAAAAUCAUUCACUUCAGAGAUGUCUGGUUCUUCUGGACAGCCUGGCUCACAGACAAUAAAAAAAGGUCAUAGAGGAGUAGAUUCCACUGGUGAGACGACAUAUAAAAAGACUACCUCAUCGGCCUUGAAAGGUGCCAUUCAACUGGGCAUCACCCACACAGUAGGAAGCUUGAGCACCAAACCGGAGCGAGAUGUUCUCAUGCAAGACUUCUAUGUAGUAGAAAGUAUUUUCUUCCCAAGUGAAGGGAGUAACCUGACCCCGGCUCAUCACUACAAUGACUUCCGGUUUAAAACGUAUGCUCCUGUAGCAUUUCGCUACUUCCGUGAACUGUUUGGAAUACGGCCAGAUGACUAUCUGUACUCGCUCUGCAGUGAGCCACUCAUUGAGCUCUCCAACUCCGGGGCCAGUGGUUCCCUCUUCUAUGUAUCCAGUGAUGACGAGUUUAUCAUUAAAACAGUUCAGCACAAAGAAGCAGAGUUCUUGCAAAAGCUGCUGCCGGGUUACUACAUGAACUUGAAUCAGAAUCCUCGGACGCUGCUGCCUAAGUUCUAUGGUCUGUACUGCGUGCAGGCCGGAGGGAAGAACAUCCGCAUCGUAGUGAUGAACAACUUGCUGCCCCGCUCUGUGAAAAUGCACCUGAAGUAUGACUUGAAAGGCUCCACCUAUAAGCGUCGAGCAUCCCAGAAGGAGCGGGAAAAGGUCUUCCCGACAUACAAAGACCUGGAUUUUAUGCAGGACAUCCCCGAUGGCCUGUUCCUAGACUCUGAUAUGUACAAUGCCUUGUGCAAAACGCUGCAGAGAGAUUGUUUGGUUCUGCAGAGUUUUAAAAUCAUGGAUUAUAGUUUGCUUGUGGCCGUCCAUAACAUUGAUCAGGCACAGAGAGAGCGUGCGAUAAUGGAUGGGACGGCCCAGUCGGACACGCGAAGGCCAGCUACCCAGAAAGCUCUCUACUCCACGGCUAUGGAGUCUAUCCGAGGAGAAGCCCGGCGAGGCGGCACCAUAGAGACUGACGACCAAAUGGGAGGUAUUCCAGCCCGAAAUUCAAAGGGGGAAAGGCUGCUUUUAUAUAUUGGUAUUAUUGAUGUGCUACAGUCCUACAGAUUCGUUAAGAAAUUGGAGCACUCAUGGAAAGCAUUGGUGCACGAUGGGGACACUGUGUCUGUGCAUAGGCCCAGCUUCUAUGCAGAAAGGUUUCAACGAUUCAUGUGCAACAUUGCAUUCAAGAAAAUACCAUUAAAACUUUCUCCUUCUAAAAAGAGCCGGUCUGGCACAACCAUUCCUCGGAGGACGGGUCAAGGCGGAGCCCCUUACCAUUCGUCGUGUGAAACUAAAGCGCAAGUAACAGCAGAAGCAGAUGUGGAGCAAGGUUCCCAUCUUGGUCGCCCUGAUCUCCUUCCCAGAACUCCUCCAGUAGACGAAGCUAACAGUGAUUCCAUAGCAACAACCUUGUCCACUUCUUCAUUGGGCAGCGGAGGCCUUAACUCUCCAGCCAACAGGUCAGUGGGAGUGCAAGUUCACAAAUCUGAAACCUCACCAAAGGAUUUGGCUAGAACAGCUCCUGUCAUCUGCUCAAAUAGUGGCUCCGCAGGGCCUUUGGUAACAGAACGCUCCUCAGAACUGACAGAACGUUUUGAAGACGUACCAGAGACGGAGAUAAGCUUUUGAAAUAACAGAGAGACAGUUGUGAUGUGAGCAGAAGAUUUCUUUGUACUCUGCGUGGGCCGUAGAGUCUGACAAACAUUCAGCCCCUGCGGCUGAUCCUAGAAAUCUUAUCCGGACAGAAUCCAUAGAAGGUGGAAGGCUUGGGAUAUACUUAGUGUCAUAGUAUUAACAAUGACUGAGCCCAGAGCAACCUCCUCUUCUGAAAAAGAAUCCUCAACCUGUGGCUGGUUGCAUCUGGUUUUUCUGCUGCUGUCCUCUCUUCGAAUAGUGGCAGGAGCAAGGCUUCUCAUCUCCAAGGAGGAGCAGGGGCUGCUCCAUGCAGGCCAGAGUCCUCUGGAGAAAAGGAACUGGCUUUGGGGGAGUUGGUUACCUAGGAUUGAGGACAUCACAAACCUUGCAAGAACAAAGGUCAACUCUGAAGAGCACCAGGGGAAAUGGACAUUGGAGCCUUGUUGGAACAGUUUUUGCAACAGAUCAACAUGGUGUUUGGUUUUUAUAUUAAUUUAAGUUUCUUGAAUUCAGUCAUAUCGUUUCUUUUAGGCUGCGACAAUUAUCUAUUCUUUUUAAAAAUAGUUUUAUCAGUGUUCCACCAAAAAUGUCCCGCAUCAGAGGGAGGCAGAAAGGGGAGCGACAUUUUUUUGGUCACACAUGAAAGGUAUUGAUCAUGGAUGUCUUUUCUAGAAACUAAUUUUGGGAGCAGUAGUCUCUAAUGCAUUUAUGACGUUGCAUCAUCAUCAUCAUCAUCAUCAUCCUGAGAAGGUGACAUGGAACAGACCUGCCCACAAGACUUGGUGCUUUAUCACGGCUUGGUGCUUGAAGGAUUUGGAAUGUGCGACGCUUUUAAGAUGUCAGAGAGGUUUUUGCUUUGCUUUGUCCUGUUUUAAACGACCCCUUUAUUCUCUCAUCCUCCCACAGAAUGAGAAGCAACAGAGAUUUGGGGAGAUCUUGGUGCCUGGCACAUUUUUAAGCCUUCAGUGUUUCUUAAGCAAAUGGACCAAACCGAUCCUGCUUGGUUUUUUCCCAGUAUUAUGUGUCCUCCUUGGGACACAACUUGUAAAAUCUGCAUUUUUUUUUUUUUUUUUUUUUUAAUAGCUAAAUUCCCUUUUGAUAGCUAUGCUUGUGUCUUACCCCUUGGCAUCAGGGUUACCUUUUGCGCACAGUGCUCUGACUGCUUCCAAAUAGAGAUUCCCAUAAUGCCACUCCAUAUAAAUGGCUGCCGGGUCUCUGUGCAGAGCAACAGAUUUUGCGGGUUUUUUUGCCUCAACAAAAGUGUGUGUUGCGCUCUGAUUCCAAGGCUGCGGCUUAUUAGAGUCAGCUGAAAAGACGCAUUGCUGUAUUACCUUAGCCAUUUGCUGUACAUAAGACUGUGGCAGUCCUUACCAAGUUACCAGCUGCAGACACAUGGUUAGAAACCUGAGCAUAUGUUGUACUGAUUUUUAUUUUCACUAAAGUUUUUUUUUUUAAAUUAAAUGAAUCUUAGUCUUUUUUCCCCUAAAAACAGUGACCCUCCCCCACCUCCUUUUCACAGAUUAAAAAAUAGAGAAAUUCAAAUUGUUGCUCUUGCAGAUGCAAGAGUUUUGUAUGCCGAUUAGCAGUCGUUGCUAAUAAAGCCGAAGAAUGUAGCGGCUUAGAAGGGGUUUUUUAGUUUGAUGUAUCAGGGCUGAGUGUUUGGGGUUUUUUUUUUUCCAAUCACAUUUAACGUGGAUAGAGUUCAAGCUGUUAGUUUAAAAAACAAACAAACAAACAGAGCUUUGAAAGGCAGAACAGCCUUUCUCACAGAGAGCCAGCCAGGUGUCCAAACGCAAAGGCGUUUAGUCAAGCAGGAAAGCGGUGGUCUCUGAGUAACGUCUGGAACCUCUUUAUCUAGAUUUAAACGUCAAGCAAUGUCCUGAUGAGACCUGUACCUUGAAGAUCAGUGUAGUGACAAUGGGAAACCGCUCUAGUGCAAUUUCCCUCUUUCUCCCCUCUACUCAGCAGGUUAUUCUUCAUAUCCUGAUGAACCGUCUAUAUUAGACACACGCUUUCUGAUCUUCCCUCCUCACUCAAAUCCUUUUUUUACCAGGAGGAAAGAAACCAAUUCAGUUUUGGUUUUUUUGUUCAUGAUUUAAUAUUUAUGAAGUUGUAUUUAAAUGUUUUAUUCCGGGAAUAGUUAUUCAGAGGGUGGGGGAGGGAGGGCGUUGACAUUUAUAUAUCAUAAUUAUCAACCUCUGCUUUGCAAUGGUUUAACAGCAAAGGCUUCUUGCAUUCUAAAAGUGGCAGGAUAACUGGUGUAAGGUAUUAAAACUUGAUCGGUUAUUUCCAUCACGAGGGGUUCGCUAUCUGGCUAAUGGCUCAGAGAGUUGGGUCUGCGAAGGAAGGGGUCAACACCCUUGAUCCUGGCUCCCUGUUUAAGCCUCUCACCCUACCCUUACCCCUCCAUUGUUGGACUGAAAUGCGGGGCGAAGGAAUCGAGAGCUGCUGAUGGCUGGACCUCUUUCCUGCUCAAUCUACGCUGACAGCUUUGAUUCCACACGGCAGGGUCCAUUGCUGCUUCGUCAAUCCACCAGGGAGGAUCUGACCUGUCAAGCAUACAUCCUUAUGAAACAACUUGUGCCGUGUUGUGAAUAUUGUCAUUUUAACCUUGUAACACUUUUGCCAUCGUUGGCUGUUAAAUUGAAUAUUAAAAACAAAAGCUGUCUCUUAGGAGCCUGUCCUACACAGGGGAUAAUAUCGCUGUGAUGGGAUAUUACAAUACACAGUGUGCUACCAAACCUA